AGAGUUUCAAACGUUUCGCGGUGGAGGAUGUUGGAGAUCCAGUGCCUUCUUGGGUAGCCUUUGAAGGAUUUCCAGCCUCCCGUCUGCGACCGUUCCAGGUUAAAAAAAGAAAAAAAGAGAGAAGAAAAUUCAUCUCAAAUCUCGAUCGAUUCCUCCAUUUUCUUUCAAGAUCCACUCAUUUGAUAUGCUUCCGCGUGGCAUUUCAACCAAUCUCCUGAAAAUUAGAUCCUGAUUCGUCGAAUUAGGAUUCUUAGAUCGAAAUUUGGAGAUUUUUUUUUUUAAUUUACUCAUGGGGAUCGAUCGGAGGAUUUGAGGAAGGCGCAGAAAAGAGAAGGAAAUUAGUUUUCCAUUUUCUUUUAUUUUUGUAUUUGAAUUUCUAUUUCCUGUGGGAAAAGAUGGGGGUGAUGUCGAGGAAGGUUAUGCCAAUCUGUGGGAGCCUGUGUUUCUUCUGCCCUUCAAUGCGUGCGAGAUCAAGGCAGCCUGUGAAGCGGUACAAGAAACUUCUUAGGGAGAUUUUUCCUCGAUCACAGGAUGAACAACCAAAUGAUCGGAAAAUUGGCAAACUGUGUGAAUAUGCUUCAAAAAACCCCAUGCGCAUCCCGAGGAUCACCAAUUAUCUCGAGCAGAGAUGUUAUAAGGAAUUGAGAAGCGAGCGCUUUGGUUCAGCAAAAGUGGUCAUGUGUAUUUAUGGGAAAUUAUUAAUUUCAUGUAAGGAGCAAAUGCCACUGUUUGCAAGUAGCUUACUGAGCAUCAUUUACACUCUUCUCGAUCAAACACGGCAGACCGAAAUGCGCAUUAUAGGAUGUCAGACUCUCUUCGACUUUGUAAAUAGUCAGAUGGAUGGUACUUACAUGUUCAACUUAGAAGGUUUGAUUCGGAAACUCUGUCAGCUAGCACAGGAAAUGGGGGAGGAUGAGAGCGAAUAUCAUUUGCGGGCAGCAGCACUACAAGCCCUUUCUUCUAUGGUUUGGUUCAUGGGUGAACACUCUCAUAUUUCAGCAGAAUUUGAUAAUGUUGUCUCAGCAGUCUUGGAUAAUUAUGAAAGUCCUGGAAAAAAUGUAGACAAUCUAAACCAGGAUCAACCAAGCCCCCAAACUGGGUGGGUGCAAGAAGCGCACAAAGUCGAGGACCUUCCCUCUCCUUCACCAGCUGUCAUGACAAGAGUUCCCUCUUUGAAGAGUAUUGUAAAUGACAGAGGCGAAAUAAAUGUAGCUGUUGAAUAUGCCAAGAACCCCAACUUUUGGUCUAGGGUAUGCGUGCAUAACAUGGCCAAGCUUGCGAAGGAGGCUACAACCGUGCGGCGUGUCUUGGAAUCUUUGUUCCGCUAUUUUGAUAAUGGAAACCUCUGGUUGCCUCAACAUGGGUUUGCACUUCCUGUCUUGUUGCAUAUGCAGUCGGUGAUGGAAAAAUCUGGUCAGAACACACACUUGUUGUUAUCCAUCUUAGUCAAGCAUCUUGACCACAAGAGUGUUGUUAAGGAACCUGACAUGCAGCUAAAUAUUGUGGAAGUUGCCACUUCUCUGGCUCAACACACAAAGCUUCAGCCUUCUCUAGCAAUAAUUGGCUCAAUAAGUGACCUAAUGAGGCAUUUGAGGAAAAGCAUACAUUGCUCACUUGAUGACUCAAACCUGGGAGGUGACAUAAUCAAAUGGAACAUAAAAUUUCGAAAAUCAGUAGAUGAGUGCCUUGUGCAGUUAGCAAAUAAGGUUGGGGAUGCUGGGCCUGUUCUUGACCUGAUGGCUGUUUUGUUGGAGAACAUCUCGACUAUUUCAGUUAUAGCUAGAACAACAAUUUCAGCUGUUUAUCGUCUUGCACAAAUAAUAGCAUCAGUACCAAAUUUGACAUAUCAUAAUAAGGCAUUUCCCGAGGCAUUAUUCCAUCACUUACUCUUAGCAAUGGUCUACCCAGAUCAUGAAACACGUGUGGGGGCUCAUCGCAUCUUCUCUGUUGUUCUUGUUCCCUCUUCUGUUUGCCCCCGUCCUUGCUCAUCUGCUUCAGACCGCCCUCCAAAGGCAUAUGAUCUCCGAAGGACACUUACAAGAACUGUAUCGGUCUUUUCAUCUUCAGCCGCUCUCUUUGAGAGGCUUAGAAGGGAGAAAAGUUCCUUGCGAGAAAGUCUCUGUCAAGACAGUGUGGACAAACUACUUGAUAAUGAUGAUGGACAACAAAAAUCCAACAAUGAUGCAAAACUAUUCACAUUAAAGUCAUCUAAAAGUCGACUUCGCAGCUUCAGAGGUUCCACUUUACCUUCAUCCACAGAUGGGAAAUCUUCAAGCAUUUUGAGCAAGGAACUGGACCCAAUUUCUCUUAGAUUAAACAGUCGCCAGAUUAUGCUUCUGCUUUCAUCCUUAUGGGCUCAAGCCAUCUCCUCGCAAAAUACUCCUGGAAACUAUGAAGCAAUUGCUCACACAUACAGUCUGGUAUUAUUGUUUUCACGAACAAAGACGUCGAGCCAUGAGGCUUUAGUUCGGAGUUUUCAGCUAGCAUUUUCUUUAAGGAGCAUUUCUCUCAGAAAAGGAGAUCAGUUGCAGCCAUCACGUCGCCGGUCACUCUUUACAGUGGCAACAUCUAUGAUCGUGUUUUCGUCAAAAGCGUACAACAUUCUACCUCUUAUCCCUAUCGUCAAAGCAUUGCUUACAGAUAAAACAGUUGAUCCUUUUCUUCAUUUGGUUGAAGAUUCCAAAGUACAGGCUGUGAACACUGCAUUUGACCAUCAGAUAAAAGUCUAUGGAUCAAAAGAAGAUGAUAAUGAUGCUUUGAUAUCACUUUCCUCCGUGGCGAUGACAGAGGACCAAUCAAUAGAAUCCUUGGCUUCUGUGAUUGUGAAGAGCUUGGGGAAUUUAUCAGAUCAAGAGUCAAACAUUAUGAGGCAGCAGUUGUUAAGUGAUUUUCUGCCUGAUGAUAUAUGUCCUUUGGGAGCUCAGUUCUUGUCAGACACACGGUGUCAAAUCUCCCAGAUAACAGCAAAAGACUACAAUUCUUUUGACAAGGCCAUGCCUUCGGCUUCCUUAAUAGAUGAGGAUGUUUUUCCUGAAGCAUUCGAAAGUCAAGCAGAACCGCAAUCGCAGUUUUCUGUGAAUGCCGAUCUUUUGAGCGUCAAUCAACUCUUAGAUUCGGUCGUUGAGACAGCACGGCAAGUCGGAAGAUAUUCUGUUUCAACCACACCUGACAUGCCAUUCAAAGAAAUGGCCAGCCAAUGUGAGGCCCUCCUUGUGGGAAAAGAGCAGAAAAUGUCUGCUUUCAUGAGCAUAAAACAAAAACAGGAAACCUCGCUGAGCGGCCAUCCACAAGAUCUCAUUGAAGUGAAGCCACAAUCUCACUUGCAUGUGGAUCCGGGCUUCCAAAUGCAUUUGAAGUUGCAGGGUGGCAAUCCUUUCCUUGAUCUGAGCUUCGACAUGAACCCAGUCAAACCAUCUAAUGGCAACGUUUCUUCAUUGUGUGGGACUGAGUACCAGCAUCAGCCCCCGUUAUUCAGGUUGCCAGCAUCAAGUCCGUUCGACAACUUUCUGAAAGCAGCUGGUUGCUGACACGAGAAACAUGGGAGUUAAUUUUUGUUAGCCCUGAACCCUCAAAAGUCGGUGUUGGGGCUAAAGGCUUGAAAGUUUUGUGGUGUAACAAUGCUCAUGGGCUCCUACCCUCUACUGGCAGUCAUUUUUAUUGCGGGACCCCAAACAGCCUCCUUUUAGUCUUCAUUUGCAGAAGACAGCGGGAAGAACGGCAGGCAGUAUAGUGUUUCUGGGCUGAGUGUGUGUAGAAUUUCAGAGCAUUAUUCUUUCAUUCUUUUUUUCUUACUUGGGAAGUCUCUGAUGUUGAAAUGAGAGAUGUGGCUCCAAGUCUCGCUGGAUGCUGCUUGGAUGGAUGAAAAUUCAUUGUUCAGAGGUGGUUCAGCUGAUUUAAAUCAUUGGUAUGUAUAACCUCGUUAUUUUUAUAAUAUUCCACCUUUGAAAUGAAGGUCAUUUAACACUUGA
Molecule: messenger RNA, 3968 nt
Organism: Magnolia sinica
Lineage: Eukaryota; Viridiplantae; Streptophyta; Magnoliopsida; Magnoliales; Magnoliaceae
Product: protein SEMI-ROLLED LEAF 2-like
Exons: 19
Coding region: 396-3527 (1043 amino acids)
Source: RefSeq, a predicted model, not a curated record